Molecule: messenger RNA, 1391 nt
Organism: Populus nigra (black poplar)
Lineage: Eukaryota; Viridiplantae; Streptophyta; Magnoliopsida; Malpighiales; Salicaceae
Product: galactinol synthase 2-like
Exons: 4
Coding region: 160-1164 (334 amino acids)
Molecular function (GO): glycosyltransferase activity
Source: RefSeq, a predicted model, not a curated record
UUCACUCAACCAUAACCUUUCAAAGAUCAAAGCAAUACAGUUUGUGCAACCUGAAAUUCUCUCUUCUUUUCUUAGUAAACAAACAACUUGUUUCAAAACCUUUUGAUUUCUCUAACCAAAAACAACUAAAAAGUUUUGCACAUCACAUCUUUUGACUCCAUGGCUCCUGAUAUUACUGCUACUCUUGCUAACAACGCCAACUCCCUUGUCAAGCAAGCUAGCAUUUCAAGUUGUGCAUAUGUUACGUUUUUGGCUGGUGAUGGAGACUACUGGAAAGGUGUUGUAGGGUUAGCCAAGGGAUUGAGGAAGGCAAAGAGCAACUACCCUUUGGUGGUAGCUAUCUUGCCUGACGUUCCCGAGGAGCACCGGAAGAUACUUGCCUCUCAAGGGUGCAUAGUGAGGGAGAUUGAGCCUGUUAACCCACCGGAGAACCAGACCCAGUUUGCUAUGGCUUAUUAUGUCAUCAACUACUCCAAGCUUCGUAUAUGGGAGUUUGUGGAGUAUAGCAAGAUGAUAUAUUUGGAUGGUGACAUCCAAGUGUUUGAUAACAUAGACCACCUCUUUGACAUGCCUGAUGGCUACUUCUAUGCUGCCAUGGACUGCUUCUGUGAAAAAACAUGGAGCAAUAGCCCCCAGUACAAGAUUGGUUACUGCCAACAGUGUCCCGAUAAGGUCCAUUGGCCUGCUGAGAUGGGUCCUAAGCCUCCUCUCUACUUCAACGCUGGCAUGUUUGUUUAUGAGCCCAACUUGUCGACAUAUCAUGACCUGCUGGAGACCCUCAAAAUCACCACCCCUACCCUCUUUGCUGAGCAGGAUUUCUUGAACAUGUUUUUCAGGGAUGUUUAUAAGCCAAUUCCUUCGGAUUACAACCUUGUGUUGGCCUUGUUAUGGCGCCAUCCUGAGAACAUCAACGUCGACAAAGUCAAAGUUGUUCACUAUUGUGCUGCUGGGUCCAAGCCAUGGAGGUACACAGGAAAAGAAGAUAACAUGGACAGAGAAGACAUCAAGAUGCUGGUUAACAAAUGGUGGGACAUUUACCACGACGAGUCCUUGGACUACAAGAACACUGUGGUGGCUGCUGCUGGAGCUGAAGUGCAACCAUUCUUGGCGGCGCUAUCAGAAGCUGGUAUUGCUCACUACAUUACCGCCCCAUCUGCCGCUUAAAGCUGGUGGAUUGUGGAGCUAGUAGCCUUCUAAAUUAGUCAAAUUGUAGAGGAAAAACAGUCUUUUUUAGCUUCUUUUUUUUUGUGACAGUUUGCUGGUUGUUAAUAUCCCCUAUAUUCAUGAAGUGGGAUAGUGUUCUUUUGAGUUUUCUUCCAAAUCUGGGAGGACCUUUUAUGAGUUUAUCCCUCAUUUUGUAAAUAAAACUAUUAUUCUCUGUGUAUACACAA